AUGUUAAAUCAAAAUAAAAGUACAUCUGUCACACAUUGCUAUUUAACAAUAUUACAUUUUGUUACUCUUGCUUAUAUUGACAAGUCAACAAAUAUUGUCAGUAGAUUAUUUUAUGCGUGGUCGAUAGUCUUUAUUUGUAGAUUUUGGUUGACGUGGUUAAAAUUUAAAUUGAUAAAUCAUACAAAAACAACAGGUCGACAUGUUCGAAUGCCGUCUUUAAAAGAAAUACAAAAACAUUUUAUUACAUUUGCUGCAUUCCAUUCGAUUGAAUUAAAUGCUCAUAUGCUAACCUUUAUUAUAUUAUUAGUUUUAAAUAAAAAACUACCUAUUGAAUCAUUAAAAAUAUUCUUAUUUAGCUCACAGCCAUGUGAGAAUAUGUUCCGCAGCGCUAGAGCUUUAACCGGGUCAUUUUCAACUAUGACUAAUUUUACCAUUCAACAAUUUCUUUCUAAAACAAGAAAAAUUUCAAUAUUGAAUGAGAUUAAAUGUUUUGAAGAAUCUAGUACUGAUUCCAAUGCUAUUAAAUUUCCUACACACCAUAAACAAAAUCAGAACAAUUCAUUUUCAUCAACAUCAACAAGUAUGGAUGGAAUUACAAUGACUAAUAUCGAGCAAACUAUUUAUGAUGCAUAUGAACAUGCAAAAUCAUUUAUUGAAAAAUUAGAAAUGUUACCGCUUUUGGUGAAAAAUCAAGUGUUUGAAUUAAAUAGUUUAUGUAUACAUAUUCGUGAUUAUUUAAAAAAUAUGAUUUAUAUAAAUGAUUAUUCUGUAUUAAAUGACGAUGAUCUUGAAUUUGAUAGUGAUUCAGAUGAGGAAAUUAAUAAGGAUUUAUCAACAACGCAUGAAAAUAGUGAAAGUGAAUGUGAAGAUUCAGAUAAUGAACCUGAAACAAAAUCAACGAAAGAUAAUUAUAAUGGAAUGCGAAUUUAUUCGUCAGUAGCUGAUAAAAAUAAAAAGAAAUUUUUCAAAAUGGAAAUUAAUGGAAAACAAAAAUACAUUCACAAGCAAACGGCAGCUUGGUAUUUAACUAACAAAAACAAUCGGUUGUCGUCAGAUCGUACAGUUCGUGUUCAACAAGCAAACAAACAGUAA
This is a messenger RNA of Rotaria sp. Silwood2, 1092 nucleotides long. Lineage: Eukaryota; Metazoa; Rotifera; Eurotatoria; Philodinida; Philodinidae. The record is from the annotation of a GenBank genome assembly.